Molecule: messenger RNA, 927 nt
Organism: Sparassis crispa
Lineage: Eukaryota; Fungi; Basidiomycota; Agaricomycetes; Polyporales; Sparassidaceae
Exons: 6
Coding region: 1-927 (308 amino acids)
Molecular function (GO): S-adenosylmethionine-dependent methyltransferase activity
Source: RefSeq, a predicted model, not a curated record
AUGACGACGUUUAGAAAGGCGACUUUCGAUGCAGCGAUCUACGCGUCAGCAAGGCCGACGUAUCCUCGUCAACUGUACGACUUUGUCUUCCAGUAUCACGAGCGUGGUGCCACCGCAAGAUGGGACCUUGCCCUGGACCUUGGGUGCGGAACGGGACAAGCGACGCACGAGCUUACGCCGUUCAAGCGCGUUAUUGGAGUUGACCCUAGUGCGCGCAUGAUUGAGCGAGCGAACCAGGAUAUCAAAGAAAGCGGUCUUUUUGACCAGGGUCGCCUUCAAUUCAUCCAAUCACCUGCAGAGAGUCUAAGCUUCGUAGGAGAUGGAAGCGUGGACUUGAUGGUGUCUGCUCAAGCUGCCCACUGGUUUGACUGGAAGAUGCUCUGGACUGAGUCUGCGCGGGUCUUGCGAAAGGAUGGAACUCUCGCUGCUUGGGGCUAUUCCGAGUUCCGUGUUACGGACUGCCCGGAUGCAACUCCACUCAUCCACCAGUAUGCUCAAGGAACUGACCCUGAGAACUCGCUAGGUCCGCACUGGGAGCGACCCGGGCGCACCAUCGUGGAUAAUCAUUACCUCGAUAUCCCCCAUCCAUCAGAAGUGGUUCCCGGAAAGUUCAGCGAUUUUGAGCGCGUCUUCUUCUCAGGCGAUCACCACCCCAGCUUGCCGUCUCCCCGUCCAGUCAUUCUGCGGAAGACGACAACGUGGGCCGGGCUGAUGGCGUACCUUCGCUCGUCCAGCUCCUUGCACAACUUCCACGAGCGCUACCCUACUGAUCUCGAGCGGCCCGACGGCGAUAUCGCCGUGCGCUUCCUGCGCAGGCUGAAGGAGGCAGUUGCGAAGAAACAGGGAAAGGAAGGACAAGAGCUUCGGGACGAGGAGGAGGUUGUCAUUGAGUGGCCGCUCGCACUCAUCUUGGCAAGGAAGGCGUGA